Messenger RNA from Procambarus clarkii (red swamp crayfish), 3187 nucleotides. It is a transcript of the gene nclb, whose product is annotated as no child left behind. Gene Ontology annotation, biological process: rRNA processing. Gene Ontology annotation, molecular function: protein binding. Lineage: Eukaryota; Metazoa; Arthropoda; Malacostraca; Decapoda; Cambaridae. The record is from RefSeq and is a predicted model, not a curated record. Gene Ontology annotation, cellular component: nucleus.
GAGUUGAAGUAAAUAACAAUUUGUAUUAUUGGAACCGUCAGCUGUGUUGAUAGAUGCACGUGUGAGGUGGUGAAGGAGACUCACAGCACUCUGCCCUCACCGUAGAGAAGACUACCUUAGUAUUCACCUGUUUACCUUCUUUCACAUUAUUCUUAUACGUAAUCAGUGAUUUUGGAGAUAAAAGAAAUGGAAGAGGGUGAAGAGCGUGUGAGCUUCAUCACCUGUGCAGCCUGGGUGCCAAGGGGGACUGCAAAAUCUAAUCCAGAAAAGGUUGAAGUUUCGAAAGAAGAAUUGGAACGGAUAAUUCAAGAAACAAAGGGAAAUAUAAAAGAUCUGGAAGAGGUGGAGGAGGAUGAUUAUGAAGACAUAGAGAAGGAUGCAGUAGAGGAGGAUGAUGCAGUAAAUGUAAAGGAGGAAAAAGAGAACAAAGAAGUACCAGUAACCAAGGAGGUAAAGGCAAAAUCGGCAAAGACAAAAAAGAAGAAAAAGAAACAAGCAGAAGAAGAAGAAAAAGCAGACCUUGAAAAUCGCUACAACAUCAGUAGUUAUGAUGAGGAAAGGGAAGAUGAUCAGUUGAGCCAGUUGCUCCAGCUUGGUCUACUGACUGUCCACGCAAGUAACGAUGAUGACCCGUAUAUUACAAUUAAGGACAAAGAGGAUCAAGACAGUGAGGAUGGAGACCAUGAAAUCUUACCCACUGACAACCUCAUUGCUGUUGGGCACGUUGAAGGAGAUGCUGCCAUCUUAGAAGUUUAUGUGUAUAAUGGCGAGGAGAGCAGUUUUUAUGUCCAUCACGACAUUCUGCUUCCUGCUGCUCCAUUGUGCAUGGAGUGGCUCAAUUAUGACCCAGGAGAUGAGCAGCUCAGACCAGGUAAUCUGGUAGCCAUUGGGAGCAUGUCACCUGUGAUUGAUGUCUGGGACUUGGAUUUAGUAGAUUGCAUGGAGCCUGCUUACACUCUUGGUAAGAGAGGCAAGAAGAAAAAGAAACUUCCUGGAGUUGGACAUCAACAGCCAGUCCUGAGCCUCGCUUGGAAUAAACAUGCCGAGCACGUAUUAGCAAGUGGAUCUGUAGACCAGACAGUAAUCUUGUGGGAUCUUCAACAUGGCUCAGUUGCUCAACAUAUCAAAUCAUUCACAGACAAAGUUCAGUCCCUCAGCUGGCACCCGAAUGAAGCAAGCGUUCUUCUUACAGGAGCAUGUGAUAGGAAAGUAAGAAUUUUUGAUGGCCGGAGUAGUGACACCUGUAAGACUUGGGAUCUUGAUGGAGAAAUUGAAUGUGUUGUGUGGGAGACAGUUACUACUGAGCCAUACAACUGUUUGGCUAGUACAGAUCAAGGAACUGUCUUUGGUAUUGAUGCUCGUCAAAAGAAACCAUUAUGGACUUUAAGUGCACACAAUGAUGCGUGCACAGCUAUACGAAUGAGUCCUCAGUGCCCUGGUUGCUUGGUUACUGUAUCAGCUGAUGGAAGUGUCAAAAUAUGGGAUAUUGCUGAUGGAAAACCAAGCUUUAUUGAGGAGAUUAACCCCAGGCUUGGCACUAUCCAGUGCCUUGCAUCAUGCUCCGACUCUCCAUUUGUGUUUUGCAUGGGAGGGGACAACAAGGAAAAUAACUUCAAGGUUUGGGAUAUUAGGGAAUCAAGUAAUGUUCGCUCGAGAUUCUGCAAUCGUAUUGGAUUGCCUGCUGAUGAAGACAUGGACUCUGAAGAGCAAGACAAGCUUCUCAGUCGUUUAGAAAUAUCUGACAAAGAUUCACCCACAGCUGGUGGGUCAUCCCUGACUGUUGCUCCCACCCAGAAUACUGUUCAAUCAAAAUCUAAACCUAAGUUUAGAAAGAAGAAAGGUGGCCAUUUAGAUAGACUGAGGAAAAAAUGGUAGAAAAUUUGGUUAAAUGUACACACAUUUGCUUCUGUAGGUAGGUAGUUAGCUACCAUUUUCAUUAUCAAAGAUACUGUGUUUGAUUUUUAAGAUGUAACUAAAUACAUCUGUUACAAUUUUUAAAUGGAAAAUUAUAUCAGUGUACUGUAUUGUAUUUAAUGUUUAUUGUAAAUAAAUUAGUUAAUGCAGUAAUUGUUUUCAAAUGUUUAAAUUUUUUUACCAGCUGAAACAUUGUCAUUAUAUAAAGGAUAAUUUUUUUUAUCUAGACUAAGCUUUUCAAAUAAAUGUUCAGCAGCUCUAUUAGAUAAUAAUAAAUUAUUUAAAAUGUAGAUUAUUUUUAUUUAACUCUGGUCAUGAAUUUUAAAGUACAGUAAUUAUAUUGUAAAAUUUAUUAAUAUAAAUAAGUGCAAUUAUCGAAUAUUAUUAUUUAAGAGCCUUGGACCUAAAAUUGGUGAUCUUAAGGAAUAUAGAAUAGAAAACAGGAGAAACAAUAAUGCAAGAGAGAGAAUAGCAAAAAGACAAGGGAUUAGAGGGAAAUAGAUAAUAGAUUUAAACAUGUAGAAAUUGGAAAUAUGAAAGAUAUUGAAGAGGCCUAAAACCAAAUUUUUAGUGAAAUUGGUUUUGAAUAAGAUGGUCUUCAGUGCUUGGCUUAGGCCCAAAAGUCCAUAACUGAUUGUAAAUAAUGGCAUCUAAUGACAUUAAUAGAUACAUUGGCAGAUGACAAUUUCAGACAGCUAACUUCUGUAGUGAAGAUACUGCUAGUUUUGAUUUAAGCUUCAAAACAUGUUUAAAUAAUGCUUCAAUUAGAUGACAUGUACAUUGAUAAAUAAUAAAUAUCAAUGAUAACAUUUUAAAGAUGAGGGUUACAUAGACUAAAUAUAAAAUAAUCUAUUGAAAUUUGCAUUUUUUUUUUCAAGAUUCAGAGCCUGGCUCAAUAAAUUAUGGCUAUAUUUACUCGAGGUAUACUUCUUAAUGUAUAUACACAGUUUACAUUAGUCCUGGACUGUUCUUGACUAAACUCAAUGUACUAAUGUCAUAUCCUAAAUAAUCCUGCAAGAGGUUGAUAGGCAUUGUUAAUACCAUCACCACUUCGAUCAUACUUUGAAAAAACAUCUCGUGUAAUAGUGAUUUUAUUUAAGCAGGAUUUAGUCAAGUAAUUUGUGACAGAAAUUCCUUAAUGAUUUCCAGUGCUUGGCUAUUUAUAUUAUUUCUUUCCCCUUUCUGAGAUUAUAAACCACUUUCCUCAGCUAGUUUAAAAAAAAAGCUGAGAAAUACUGUACCUUAUUUAUUUAAAUUGUGUAACCAAUUUUAA